AUGAGGGCUAUGACCACCAUGUUUCAUGAUAUGAUGCAUAAAGAAAUCGAAGUAUAUGUUGAUGACGUAAUCAUCAAGUCUAAAACACAAGCUGACCAUAUGCAAGAUCUGAGAAAAUUCUUUGAAAGAGUGAGAAGAUAUGAUCUCAAGCUUAAGCCAGCAAAAUGUGCAUUUGGAGUUCCAUCUGGAAAACUUCUGGGUUUUAUUGUCAGUAGAAGGGGAAUCGAAUUGGAUCCUUCCAAAAUAAAAGCCAUUCGAGAUUUGCCACCCCCGAAAAAUAAGACUAAAGUUAUGAGUCUACUUGGGAUGUUGAACUACAUUAGCAGGUUUAUUGCUCAACUCACAACCACUUUGACAGAUAAUUUAUUUGGGUGUGUUCUCGGCCAACACGAUUCCAUAGGCAGGAAGGAGCAAGCUAUCUACUACUUGAGCAAGAAAUUCACUAGUUAUGAGGUCAGGAUGGAUCCUUUGAAGUACAUCUUUCAGAAGCCAAUGCCAACUAGUAGACUCGCGAAAUGGCAAAUCUUGCUCACUGAAUUUGACAUUAUAUAUGUCACUCGAACUGCAAUGAAAGCUCAAGUUCUGGCAGACUACUUGGCAGAGAAUCCAGUCGAUGGCGACUACGAACCACUAGAUACAUAUUUUUCAGAUGAAGAGAUUAACUCAAUUGAAGAAGUAGAUCUAGAUGAAAAUCAGGCCUGGCAAUUAUACUUUGAUAGAGGAAUAAACAAAAAAGGCACAGGGAUUGGGGCAAUUCUCAUAUCACCCACAGAACAGCAUUACCCUGCAACAGUUGGACUUCGUUUCUUCUGUACAAACAACACAACAGAGUAUGAAGUUUGCAUCAUGGGUCUAAAUAUGGCAAUAGAUUUGGGUGUGCAAGAAUUGAUUGUGUUGGGAGAUUCUGAUUUGCUUAUUAGGCAAGCUCAAGGCGAAUGGAAAACUCGAGACCUCAAGCUUCUUCCCUACAAUCAAUGUGUGGAAGAUCAUAGCAAAAGGUUUAGGUCCAUCGAGUUUAGAUACAUCCCCAGAUUUCAUAAUGAAUUGGCAGAUGCCUUGGCUACUUUGGCCUCAAUGCUUCCAUAUCCUGGAAACACUUGUAUCAGUCCCUUGAAGAUUCAACUUCGGGACCAACAUGGUUAUUGUAACACUGUGGAAGAAAAAUCAGAUGGUGAGCCGUGGUACCUAGACAUCAGCAAUUUCCUGCAAACAUGGAAAUGUCCCAAACAUGCCAAUGGAAGCCAAAAAAGAACUAUUAGACAUCUGGAUAGUGGUUUCUUUUUUAGCGGGGAAAUUUUAUAUAAACGCACCCCAGAUCUGAACUUAUUGAGAUGUGUGGAUGUUGAAGAAGCCGAGAAGAUCAUGAAUGAAAUACAUACUGGGGUAUGUGGACAACACAUGAAUGGAUAUGUCCUUGCGAAAAAGAUACUCCGAGCAGGAUAUUACUGGCUUACCAUGGAACGGGAUUGUUUUCGCUUUGUGAAAAAAUGUCAUCAAUGUCAAAUUCAUGGUGAUCUCAUUCAUUCAUCUCCUUCAGAGUUGCACCCAAUGGCCGCUCCUUGGCCUUUUGUUGCAUGGGGAAUGGAUGUCAUCGAACCAAUUGAGCCAAAAGCUUCUAAUGGACAUCGAUUCAUUUUGGUCGCAAUUGAUUACUUUACUAAAUGGGUAGAGGCAAUCACUUUCAAGGCAGUCACUAAGAAGGCGGUCGUGGAUUUGUCCAUUCAAACAUCAUUUGUCAUUUUGUUCAAAAUUGUGCAUCACAAUUCUACUCCAUACAGACCAAAGGCCAACGGAGCUGUGGAGACAGCCAACAAGAAUAUAAAAAAGAUUCUCAGGAAAAUGGUUCAAGGCACUAGACAAUGGCAUGAGAAGCUGCCUUUUGUCAUUUUAGGAUAUCGCACAACAGUGUGCACCUCGAUUGGUGCAAUUCCUUAUUUGCUGGUGUAUGGGACUGAGGCUGUGAUACCAGCGGAGGUUGAAAUUCCAUCUCUUCAAAUUAAUGUCGAGGCUGAAAUUGAAGAUACUGAAUGGGUCAAAACCCGACUAGAGCAGCUCACAUUAAUAGAUGAGAAGGGAUUGACGGCCGUCUGUUUUGGUCAGCUUUAUCAGCGAAGGAUGGCUCAUGCAUAA
Molecule: messenger RNA, 2130 nt
Organism: Solanum stenotomum
Lineage: Eukaryota; Viridiplantae; Streptophyta; Magnoliopsida; Solanales; Solanaceae
Exons: 4
Coding region: 1-2130 (709 amino acids)
Molecular function (GO): nucleic acid binding; RNA-DNA hybrid ribonuclease activity
Source: RefSeq, a predicted model, not a curated record